Psilocybe cubensis is the source of this 870-nucleotide messenger RNA. RefSeq lists its product as uncharacterized. The record is from RefSeq and is a predicted model, not a curated record. The transcript has 3 exons. NCBI's taxonomy places the organism in Eukaryota, Fungi, Basidiomycota, Agaricomycetes, Agaricales, Agrocybaceae. Bases 1 to 870 code for a protein of 289 amino acids.
AUGGAUUCCACCUUCAUCGCAGCAGCUGGUGCACGGGGUGUUGAAAGGAACGGCAUGGUUACAGGACUUGAGCACAGUCCAUAUGCUGUUUUGGCCGUUGCUGGUGCCCGUGUUUACCAUACCAAACUGAAUGUCAAGGAUAGCCAGUGGAUAUAUUCCCGCUGGAAGGGAACAUUAACAUUCGGAAGGGACGUCGAUGAUCCAAAUUCCGUCACCCAAGAUAUCAGUGAGACGGAGAGACACUGGUUCAGGCUCGCAGACGACGAGACGGGCAGGACAGUGUGGAUGUUCAAGUUUCCGGAAAACUUUGAAUAUUCCGUGGAUCGCCCGUUCUUCCACGUAUUUCAGGGCAGGACCCGAACAUAUGGAUUUCUCUUCAACGAUGACGACGAGGCGUCUGUCUUCGGAAGAAAAGUGAUGGGGAGGCUUUCUAGCGGUCGUGGGUCAUUCUCACUCAAAGCUCGACACAUAUGGGCUAAUCUUCUUCAAACGCACGUCGUAGAACCUGUUAGAAAGUCGCGAAGCCCUGGCAAAUUGAGUGGCUCGAAUAGAUCGAAGUCUCUCACAGGGUCUAUUUCGCGUUCGCUUAUUUCCUCUCCCGCGCCCCAAUCAUUCAAGCAUAUCGCCCACGUUGGUGUAAAUAAGGACGGCCUUUUUGAGGCCUCAAAGGAUCUAGACAGCGCAUGGAAGAUCAUGCUGGAAGAUCUUCAAGGACACGGAGUCAGUGACGCAAUUGUUGUCCGCCAGAGCAACUUUGUUGAUGGCUUUUGGAAGGAGGUAGAAGCCAUCCGAAUGGUCGAGGGGUCCUCGGUAGAAAGAUUUGAUUUGAAGGACGUUUCCAGAAAUAUCGCUACAGUUACGGCAUUAUGA